Molecule: messenger RNA, 1007 nt
Organism: Pipra filicauda (Wire-tailed manakin)
Lineage: Eukaryota; Metazoa; Chordata; Aves; Passeriformes; Pipridae
Product: fibrinogen-like protein 1
Exons: 2
Source: RefSeq, a predicted model, not a curated record
GGGGGGCUCUGCACCCCAAUAGUCCCCCCACGCUCCGGGAUUCCUCAGAUAUUCCCUGGAUUUCCCCCCCUUCCCGGCAGCAUCGAGGACGAGGAGAACUACUACCGGCUGCACGUGGACGGGUUCAGCGGCACGGUGGAGGAUUCCUUCGCCUGGUACCACGACAAGAGGAGCUUCAGCACCCCGGAUUCCGGGAACAUCUGCGCCGAGAUCUCCCACGGCGGGUGGUGGUACCACCAGUGCUUCUUCUCCAACCUCAACGGCGUCUACUACAAGGGCGGGAGAUAUUCCAUCAAGAACCGGAAGAUGCUGGGGCCGGACGGGAUCGUGUGGUAUUCCUGGAAGGACACGGACUAUUAUUCCCUGCGGAAGGUGGUGAUGAUGAUCCGGCCCCGCACGUUCCGGCCCCGCCUCUCCCCGUGACGGAUCCCGCGGAACGCCGGGAACGGGGAGGGCCGGGAACGCUCCGGGGAAAAGAACUGUUGGCUUCGGGAGGGAAUCCAUCCGAGGGGGAUCCAACAGGGAAUCGCUCCGGGUUGGGGGGCGGGAGCUCUCCUGGGAAUGCCGAGGUGAUUCCUGGGAAGGGCUUUGGGCGUUCCCGGGAGUAAAUCCCGUUGUCCCGGUGGUGGGAAUCGGCUCCAAACCGACACUGGAGCUCCGGCGACGUUCCAGGAGGAAGCAGAGGACCGGGAAUCCCAGAAGAGUUUUCCAUGUGGAAUGCCAUGGACUAGCUGUUAUCCCGUGGGAUGAGAAUCCCUCCGCUCCGGGCAGAGCUUUGGAAGGCCCGGAAAAUCCCGAAGAUCCUGACGAUCCUGAAGAUCCUGAAGAUCCCGAAGAUCCACCACCACUUGGAUGUGGCCCCGAGGAAAGCCAGGAGAGCACUCCCAGGCCUGGAAUCGCGGGAAGUUUGGGAAGGCAGGGAUCGUGUUCCAGGCACGGACAUCGACCGGCCGCGACAACAUUCCAAAGGCAAAUAUUUUAAAAUAAAAAAAAACCAUGGGAAUUUU